CGACCACCGCCAAAACCUCCUUCAACAACCUUCCCCCUAGAACUUCUCUCUGACCACCGACAGCACUCGCCGCACUCGUCUUUCUCUCGACAAUGUGGACACGAAGCCGGCGCAAGCCAGCGCCUCGGACGAGAAUCUGGCGCACCGCGCUCGCGACAGCGCUGCUGCUGACGACGACAAUAAUACGAGGCGCAGCUGGCGCUGCGGACGCGGAGGUAAACGCAGACGCAGUCUGGGACGGCGGCAAGCAGAAGGGGUAUGAGUAUGCUCUUGAGGACGAGCUGGGCGGGAUGCAGAUACAGCAGGCCGGGUACUUUGCCGAACGAUUGGAGGCGCGGGCGGUGGAGUAUACUGCGCUGACGCUGAACACGACGCUGAAUUACGACUUGAGCAGCGGGACGAGUAGUUUGUGGCGGUAUAAGCCGUCGGAUGAUGAUGAUGAUGAUGAUGAUGCGGAUUUCUUUGCGGUCUAUGUGUCUGUGUGUUCGCAGCCGAGUUUGGUGAAUGACACGGACGAGACGACGGAGGAGGAGUAUCUUUCUGAUCUGACGCUGAGGCUGCAGGCCACGUCGUCGACGAAAUCGACAAUGAGCUUCAGCACCGAGUCUUCGAUUGACUAUAACGAGACUGUAGACUACGGCUUUGCGGCCGCGACCUGGGACGACGGGUACGACAACAUAUUUAUCAACAUCACGACGCCGGAGUACGACAGCUCGAAAUGGAGCGGCACAUGGACGAUCCAGCUGCUUGCGACCACCGCGUCGAACGUGACGGCAGGGUACUCAAACACCUCAUCGGUCUUCCUUCUCGACACCGACUACGACUCCGCGCUGUUCCUCACCGCCAAGACACCCGACAACGGGACCGCGGCUGACGACGACAUCCGCCCGUACAGACUGUACGUGUACCCGAACGACACGACGAGUUUGACCGGCCUCAAUCGGUCGUACUGCGCGGUCAGGGACGGGGGGUACACGUUCUCGGACGAGGACGCGGAUGUGAAUACGACGAACGUGCUCUGGGACGAUUACACGCGCGAGACUAUGCAUCUCAAGGGACUCGCGGCGGCGACCACGUACACCGCCUACCUUGCGCAGCCUGACGAGAGCGUGUCUGGGAUCGGAGUGAUUUAUCCUUCGAUCUCGUUCACCACAAAGAAGAAUAGCACCUGCCAAAUCAUCUACAACCUCGACUUCUGCGUCGAAGUCGCGUACUCUGCUCCGUCCAACAGCUCGAUGUCGAUGAACGCGCUCAAGAACUGGUACGAUGACACCGCAAAGUCGCUCUACGACGGCUUCAACAAGUCGAUGCAGCUCACGCCCUGCGACGUCUCGGACGAGGACCGCUACAGCCUCAUGCGCACGUGCGAUCAGUGUCUCGAAGCUUACCGCCGGUGGCUUUGCUUGACGCUUAUCCCGCGGUGUUUUGACGACACGGGCGUGUACGCGCUCCCGGUGUCGACGACAGGCAGCUACGAGGGCGGAUGGGAGCAUGUGCCCGUCAACGGCACCGCGCUGCGCAGCGCAGGCGAGAGCAGGAACGACAUGAUCAACAACGAGCUCAAACCAGAGUCCUACAUCGAGCUCCAGCCCUGCAGCUACACCUGCCACAAGGUAAUGCAAAACUGCCCCGUCGGCCUGACCUUCCAGUGCCCGUCGCCGGACAAGGGCCUGUACGACGUCUACGGCCGGGUGAACGCGAACGUGAGCAACGGCGAUAUUUUCAUGCUCGAGAACGCGACGUGUAACUUUUUGGGGUAUGUCGAUAAGUUUGGGGCCGCGAGCGGGAGGGGUUUGGACGUGAGGGUCGUGGUUGGAGUUGCUUGCAUUUCUGGUAUUUUGUUGCUGCUUUAGAAUGUUGUUGUUUUAGAGUAUAUGUAAGGCGUUUGUGAGUUUUUACUACAUUGAGCUAGUUUUGUUUAUGAUAGAGAUGAGAUGAGAUGAUGGAGGUAUGCAAAAAUAGAG
Myxozyma melibiosi is the source of this 1964-nucleotide messenger RNA. RefSeq names its product stretch-activated Ca2+-permeable channel component-domain-containing protein. Gene Ontology annotation, molecular function: calcium channel activity. Lineage: Eukaryota; Fungi; Ascomycota; Lipomycetes; Lipomycetales; Lipomycetaceae. The transcript has 2 exons. Bases 93 to 1853 code for a protein of 586 amino acids. Gene Ontology annotation, biological process: calcium ion import across plasma membrane. The record is from RefSeq and is a predicted model, not a curated record.